UCGGAGCUGCGCAAGCGCAAGUCGCGAACGAAACGCGACGCGACAUCACACAAACCAAACGAUUACAUACAACAAACAACUAAAAUCCCUCAAAAACAACACACAGUGAACCAAAACAGUGAAAUAAUAGUGCUUUAUAGAAGCAGCGACAGUGAUGCAAAAGUAGAACCUCCAAAAUGUGCAUGUAAAGUGGUGUACGAUUGAUAUUUUUUGUUUGUCCGCCUGUGUACGUAAUAACCGUGGUCCGAAGCAAGAAAUGGUUUUAUAAUUGGUCUAAAUCAAAGGCAGCGAUGGUUCGUUUAAGAAGAAGAUAAAAUAAUCAAAAUGUCGCAGAGAGACUUCUCAGAGGUGGAGCCAACAGGCUCGGCGUCUCUCGGGGCGGCGUCGCGGGCUCUCUUCGUGGAGAAGGUGCGCGCCUCCAACGCCGCCUGCCAGGCCGGGGACUUCGCCACCGCCGUCGCUCUGUACACCGAUGCGCUCACCUUGGAUCCCGCCAACCAUAUACUGUAUAGCAACCGGUCGGCUGCAAGGUUGAAACAAGGGCAGUUCGCGGCGGCGCUGCAAGACGCAACACGGGCGAGGGAGCUGUGCCCUAACUGGCCAAAGGCGUACUACAGACAAGGUGUAGCGCUACAAUGUCUCGGGCGGCACGGCGAGGCGCUAGCCGCGUUCAGCUCCGGGCUAGGAGUGGAGCCUUCAUCCCGGCAACUGCUGGCUGCCUUAGUGGAAGCCUCGCUGAAGUCUCCAUUACGGACCACCCUGGAGCCCACCUUCAGGCAGUUGGAGGCUAUGAAGCUGGAUCAAUCACCGUUCGUGCUAAUCUCAGUGGUGGGCCAAGAGUUGCUAGCAGCCGGCCAGUACCAAGCCGCUGUCACGGUCCUGGAAGCAGCACUGAGGAUUGGCUCGUGCUCCUUGAAGUUGAGGGGUUCGGUCUUCAGCGCUCUAUCAUCCGCUCACUGGGCGCUCAGCCAGCUGGACGCUGCAAUAAACUACAUGCAGCAAGACUUGGCCGUCGCCAAGUCCCUUGGCGACACGGCGGGCGAGUGCCGCGCGCAUGGCAACCUUGGCGCUGCGUACUUCAGCCAAGGGUCCUACAAGGAUGCCUUGACCGCCCACAGAUACCAACUCGUGUUGGCCAUGAAGUGCAAAGACACUCAAGCAGCUGCCGCAGCCCUGACAUCAUUAGGGCAUGUGUACACAGCCAUCGGCGACUAUCCUAACGCACUCGCCAGUCACAAGCAAUGUGUUCAGUUGGUCAAGCAGAUGGGUGACCGACUGCAAGAGGCCAGGGAGAUCGGGAACGUUGGGGCAGUGUACCUCGCUAUGGGAGAGUUUGACUCGGCCGUCGACUGUCACACGCAGCAUUUGAGGCUAGCCAGAAGACUUGGUGAUCAGGUCGAGGAAGCCAGAGCGUACUCCAACUUAGGUUCUUCAUAUCAUUAUAGACGAAAUUUCUCCCAAGCAAUUGCAUACCACGAAAACGUGCUAAGGAUAGCUCAAAACCUUGGCGAUAGAGCUAUAGAAGCCCGAGCGUACGCUGGCCUAGGACAUGCAGCCAGAUGCGCAGGCGAUUAUGCUCAAGCAAAGAAAUGGCAUGAGCGACAACUAGAUGUUGCGUUAGCAGCCCGAGAUAAGGUGGGCGAAGGCCGGGCUUGUUCCAAUUUAGGAAUUGUGUACCAAUUAUUGGGGGAACAUGAUGCUGCACUGAAAUUACAUCAAGCACAUCUUUCAAUAGCGAGACAACUGCAGGAUAAAGCCGGCAUGGGCAGGGCAUACGGCAACAUUGGCAACGCAUACUCUGCAGCGGGGUUUUACGAACAAGCCAUCAAGUACCACAAGCAAGAGCUGACAAUCUCCAAAGAAGUCCACGAUAGGAGCUCAGAAGCCUCCACACAUGGAAACCUGGCUGUUGCUUACCAGGCGUUGGGAGCUCAUGAUAUGGCGUUGUUUCAUUAUAGAGCUCAUUUAGGGAUUGCACGAGAAUUAAAAGAUGCAGCAGGCGAAGCGUGUGCACUCUUGAAUUUAGGCAAUUGUCUCUCAUCCCGAGGGGAAUUCGCACAAGCUGUUCCUUAUUAUGAGCAACAUCUCAUGCUCUCCCAAGAGCUAGGUGACGUCACUGCUGAAGCUAAGGCUUGCCACUUUUUAGGCUAUGCGCACUACUGCCUGGGCAACUACAGGGAAGCUGUUAGAUAUUAUGACCAAGAUUUAUCAUUAGCCAAAGAUCUUCAAGACAAAAUGAACAUGGGACGAGCGUACUGCAACCUCGGACUUGCCCACUUAGCACUCGGUAACCUGGACACGGCUUUAGAAUGCCAGAAGUAUUUCCUAGCGAUAGCCCAUAUGACGCAGCACUUGCAGGGCAAAUUCAGGGCUCUGGGAAAUAUUGGAGAUGUUUUGAUCAAAAUGGGUGAUGUUGAAGAAGCUGUUAAGAUGUACCAGAGACAACUAGGAUUCGCUAGACAGGCUAGGGAUCGUUCCUUAGAAGCUGCUGCCUGUGGUGCCCUAGGCUUAGCAAGACGACUGCAAAGAAGAUUGGAUGCUGCUCUUGGGCAUCAUACACAGGAAUUAACACUACGCCAAGAAGCAGGCGAUGCCGCGGGAGAGGCACGAGCGCAUUCCCACCUUGGCGCUGUCCACAUGGCCUUGGGCCACUAUUCACAUGCAGCCCGUUGUUAUCGGGAGCAACUAGAAAGGGCGCAAGAACUUCAAGACUGCGCGUUAGAAGCUCAAGCGUAUGGCAAUUUAGGUAUUGCCAAACUCAAUAUGGGACACUAUGAGGACGCUAUUGGAUAUUUAGAACAGCAACUGGCGAUAUUAGAAAGAGUGAACACCCCAACGUGUCAACUGGACAAAGCAAGAGCCUUAGGGUCUCUUGGAGACUGUUACGACGCCCUGGGAGAUCCUGAUGAAGCAGUCAAGUACCAUGAACAGCAUCUAGCUGCCGCAUUGAAGCUCGAUAAUAAGAGAGAGCAAGAAAGAGCGUAUAGAGGACUAGGUCUUAGUCACAAGUCAAUAGGAAAUCUACAGCAAGCACUAGUCUGCCUGGAAAAACGUUUGGUGGUAUCACACGAGCUCGGUGUGCCCGAAGCUAAAGCACAGGCGUAUGGUGAACUCGGCGCUUUGCACAUCGCCCUGAACAAUUUGGAGCAAGCUGUCUUCUGUUUGGAUCACCAGAAGAACAUUGCUAAGGAACUAAACAACCAAAUCAUGGAAGCAGAAGCGUGCCACUCCCUGGGCGUGGCGCAACACGCGUUGGGCGAGCACGCCGCCGCUGUCAGGCACCACCGAGCGGAGCUGGAACUGGCGCACCGAUUAGGACUUACGCAUCUACAGGCACGGGCCUGUGGUGGUCUGGGCGCUGCGCACGCGUCGAUGGGCGCGCACGCCGAAGCCGCGCGCUGGCACGAGUCUCGACUAAGACACGCUACUGCUUCUGGUGACACUCGUGGCCGAGCACAAGCCCUAGCAGAACUCGGUGGAGCGCACCUAGCGAUGGGAGCCUGUGGCAGCGCUGUGUCUUACCUGCGACAGGCACUCGCUGCCACGGAGGGGCUGGCCGAUGUGGACCAAGAGGCAAGGGUUCGCCACCGCCUCGGCUUCGCGCUAUGGGCGUCAGGGGAACUCGAAGAAGCGAAGGAACAGUUACAAGCAGCCUUGACAGCACUCGACACUGUGGCUGACAAACACCGGGACAGGAAUACAGCAGCACUGUACACGUCUACUCACCACGCACUACAGAGAGUGCUAGUUGAGCUUGGUCGGCACCCUGAAGCACUGGUAGUGGCCGAACGAGGUCGCUGCCGCGCACUAGACGCUGCCACUGAAAAGCCUGCUGGCACUGUGAACCAGACCAAUUUGGAACUGCAUACUUCUCAAAGUAGAAAUGCCACAGAAGAGCAAGGCAAAGAGCGCCCGGAGCCGUGGUGCCCGUCGACAGUGGAGCAAGUGUUCGAGGUGGUGAACAAGCAGAAGGCGCCGGUUCUGUACUACAGUCUCGCUGCUGGCCGGCUCUAUGCUUGGCUGCUUCAGCCGCAUAAAGGUAUCCUUCGCUUCCACCAAGUAUCUCUUCUGGAAGAAUCUGAAGAAAGCAACAACAGUCUCCCUGAAAUCAAUCCUGAUGACCUUCAAAAUACUAACAAUGUGGGCAAACUGGAGCGCUUCAUCAGCGAAUGGUCGUCUUGGCUGAAGAGCACCGCAGAACGGCGCGGCGAAGACGACCAGUGGGAACCAGAUGAGCGGCCUACGGGACUCACCAGAAUGGUUACCCGCAACCACCUCCUAAACUCUUCAAACUACUCACUCAGCUCGCUAUUCAGCGUGGGUUCCGUCGGUGGUUCUGUCGCUGGCUCAGUGGCCAGCUUACAAGGAUCCACGAGGUCCAGCGUGCACGGCCCGCGCAAGAAGGCGGCGUCGUGGCAGGGCCCGCCGUGCCUCGCCGGCCUGUACCAGAUGCUGCUGGCGCCCUUCGAAGAUCUACUGCCGGCCUCCUGCAACAACAACCACGCUACCCACGGUCGCCGCGGUUGCGGCGGGCGGCGUGAGCUCGUAGUCGUGGUGGAAGGCGUCCUCUACGCUUGCCCGUGGGGCGCGCUGCGACCAGCGGACGGCGAGCCGCUGUGCGAGCGGUACGCGCUGCUGGCCGCGCCCGCGCUGCGCCACCAGCGCGCGCGCCACCGCCAGCGCCCGCACCACGACCACGCGAUAGUGGUGGUGGUGGAAGGCGUGCCAUUCGCUUGCCCCUGGGGCGCGCUGCGACCAGCGGACGGCGAGCCGCUGUGCGAGCGGCACGCGCUGCUGGCCGCGCCCGCGCUGCGCCACCAGCGCGCGCGCCACCGCCAGCGCCCGCACCACGACCACGCGAUAGUGGUGGUGGUGGAAGGCGUGCCAUUCGCUUGCCCCUGGGGCGCGCUGCGACCAGCGGACGGCGAGCCGCUGUGCGAGCGGCACGCGCUGCUGGCCGCGCCCGCGCUGCGCCACCAGCGGGCGCGCCACCGCCAGCGCCCGCACCACGACCACGGUACGUGUGUAGCGAUAGUGGUGGUGGUGGAAGGCGUGCCAUUCGCUUGCCCCUGGGGCGCGCUGCGACCAGCGGACGGCGAGCCGCUGUGCGAGCGGCACGCGCUGCUGGCCGCGCCCGCGCUGCGCCACCAGCGGGCGCGCCACCGCCAGCGCCCGCACCACGACCACGCCGCAACAGCAGCCGGCAGCAGCGCAGCAGCCGCAGCGGCCGGCAGCAGCGCGCCCGAAGCGGGCAUGCGCUGCCUCGUGGUGGGCGGCGCGCGCGUCGGCGGCUCAAGAUGGGCCAGCGCGCACGCACAGCUCAAGGAGGCCGAGCUGGUCGCUGAUAUGUUGCGGGUCACUCCUCUGACGGACUACCAGGUACGCGCAGCAGCCGCAGCGGCCGGCAGCAGCGCGCCCGAAGCAGGCAUGCGCUGCCUCGUGGUGGGCGGCGCGCGCGUCGGCGGCUCGAGAUGGGCCAGCGCGCACGCACAGUUAAAGGAAGCCGAGCUGGUCGCUGAUAUGUUGCGAGUCACUCCUCUGACGGACUAUCAGGCGUCAAAAGAAGCUGUCCUCGCUCAGCUAACUCAAGCGGAAUGCAUCCACUUCGCCACUCACAUCUGCUGGAAGACGCCCGCCAUCGUUCUUAGCCCAGGAGAAGUGGUGGACUCUCAAGCCAAGCGGCUUUUGAACACCAGUGUUGGAAGCGGAACAGCUGAUGUUUCAACCGAAAAUGAAGAAGAAAAUGCUGAAAUGCCCCAAAGUAAUGAAGAGUUGCCACCUGCUUCAGAGUUUAUGCUCACCGCAAAUGAGAUCAUGAACCUGAAGAUUACUGCCCGAUUGGUCGUAAUAUCAUGCGCUCCAUCAAGCGCCGCCCUCCAAGGAUCCACCACCGAAGAGAACGAGGACGUGAACUUAGCAGGAGAGGGCAUAUCCCGCCUCUGCCGGGCGCUGCUUACCGCAGGAGCCCAGGCUAUCCUGCUGACCUUAUGGCCUGCUCCUCAGGACACUGCCACGAAGAUACUGUACAGGGCACUCUAUUCAGCGUUGCUGCAAGGAAGCAGGGUAGCGAAGGCCUUAGGCGACGCGAUGCAGACGGUGCGGCACACGAAGCACUUCGCGCACCCGGCGCACUGGUCGGGGCUCGUGCUGCUGGGUGGCAACGUGCGCCUCAGCAACAAGGUGGCGCUCAUGGGGCAGGCGCUGUGCGAGCUGCUGGCCGCGCCCGACAAGUGCCGGGAUGCAUUACGAGUAUGCCUGCACUUGGUUGAAAAAUCACUCCAGAGGAUAGUACGUGGCCAGAAGAACGCUAUGUACACGACGCAGAAGAGCAUAGAAAACAAAGCUGGCAAUGCAACUGGCUGGAGAGAACUUCUCAUGAGCGUUGGAUUUAGAUUCGAACCAGCAGCUAAUGGUAUUCCAUCAAGCGUGUUCUUCCCUCAGAGUGAUCCAGAAGAGAGACUUACUCAGUGCUCAGCUAGUCUUCAGGCUCUACUUGGGUUGACACCAACCACACUUCAAGCCCUGUCGAAGUUGAUUUCGAAUGGAGAUGUAGCCGAUGACAUCAUUGGGGUUAUCCGUUCCGUUAUCUCCCAGUUCUCCGUAAAGAACUCUGAUACAGACACCAUUGAGGUUGCUGUAAACGUCAGGUUAUGGCGCGUAAAUGGAUGCCACGAACUGCUGGCAUCUCUUGGAUUCGAUCUGGCUGAAGUGGGCCAAGAUGAGGUGACACUACGUACUGGGAAAGCAGCCAAUCGACGACACAUACAAUUUGUGCUACAGGCUCUUCUAGCUUUAUUUGACACGCAAGAAGCCCCACGCAGUCUCAGCUUAGAGUCGAGCUCAAGCGUGGAAUCACUGGCAUCUAUCGACGAUGGAGACUUAGAACCACAUUCAGACGGUGAACCACCACCAAGGCAGCACAGACAAGAAAGCGUCUCAUCAGUUCCUCCUCCGCCGCUCCCACUGGGCUCUUGCGGUGGGGCCUUCACAAUGUACGUACGAGGAUCAACGUCAUCCACGGAAGUUGGUCGUGGAGAACCUGACGGUAGGACUGCCCCGCCCCCGGCUCCACCUCCACCAAGGUACAGGGGAGAAAGCGACGCGGCUUUCACACCCUCCCCACCAGCCGCCCCUCAACCUUCCACUGCGCCACCUAGAGACGUGUCCUUAGCUCUAGCCCAUCAAACUAAAAUUAGGACACUUUACACCCGAAGACCACCAUCUGACGACUCGGAUUGGGAAAGCUCUGGACAUGACACCGUAUUACGCAGGCGGCCAGAACACUCCCACGCGAGGUAUUUAGACGCUUUCUACGACUUAGCGUCAGCGCAACCACGGAGGACAGAAGAAGAAAAAACCGACCAAGCGUUAGCCCAACCCUCAACAUCUAAACGCGUACCUCGACCGAAAAUGGGCACCAGCAGUCGCGACUCCAUGGCCCAAGUACGACACAUGAGUGGCGAACUAACCCCUACCAUAUCAGAGGUAUACCACGAAAGAAAUAUCGGCUUAGGCCUCGCUCCACCAUUAGCUGAACUACUUUUAGCAGAAGAAUCAAAGACAGAAAUGAGAGCGGCUAGCUCGAGUGAGAAUCUUCUCCUGCAAAAUUUGGAGAAACUAGGACUUUUGGGGGAGACCAGUGAAACAGAAGAACGGUGGUGCGGCAACAACGCUUCAAGACCUUGGCUAUCUGCUCCGCCUUUGGAAACUGACGUUCAAGGGUCAGAUUUGACAACUGCAGAAAUAAUUGAACGACAAACAAAGUUCAAGAAAGACGCAGAACCAAAGAGGAAGGAGGAGAACGCUUACGAAUUGAAACCGAAAGACGAGACUCCCGGACCUAGUGGCAUAGAGAAGCGAUCUGUGUCUCCUUUUUCUGAACUUUCACGGAGAGACGAGGGUGAUGGAAGAAGCAUAGCGGACUCGCACUCCUCAUACAAAGCAUUGGUGUUAAGCCCUAGGGCCCCAUACCUUCCUGAAGAGGGGGAACCUAGUAUGAGCAAGGCAGCUGAAGGAGGUAAAACACACCCUCGGCCUCGGAGGCCUCCGGUGCCUAGAACUAGACCUUCGUACACUACUUUAGAUUUUCCACCGAACAAAUAAUUUAAAAUUGUCACAAUUUUAUUAUUUUGUACAUAUUUUUUUUAUUAUUACAUUGUAUUAUAUCCUUCUAAUUAUUGAAUAAUUAACUAUUUAUGAUGGUAAAAUGUUAUUAUUGUAAAAUAUUAAUUUCUAUCUUGGUAUAGUCAGCCAUCAAUAGUCAUAAGUUAGGUAGCUAGUGGUUUAACAUUACUCAUAUUUUUGUUAUUAUUAUAGUGCGCAGUAGUAACAUGUCUAUCUAAACGUAAAUAGAUAUUAAACGCCAGUUUCUUGCAGUCAGGCUAUGAACAUUUGAAUUUAAACUAAGCGCCCAGGCAAUUACCUGUCUCAUGAUCAUAAUCACAUGUUUUGACUAAGUAGUGCUUGUACCUAAGUAUUUUGCUAUUUUAGUUUUAUAUGACAAGUCGUAUACGUAAUUUAGAUGUGUAAUACUUAGAUACUUAAUUUUACAUAAAUAGGUCGUACUAUCUAGUUAAUUCUUACUUAAAUAAUUUUACAUCGUUUUAUAAAUGGUGCCUUAUUUAUUUGUGAAUGCGAAACCUUGUAAAUUGUGAAUGAAUUAGUUAUUACUAAAAUUUUUGUGAUGUGUAUCUUUCCAUUUUUUUUAUUCUUGCCAUUAAAUGUAAUU
Molecule: messenger RNA, 8728 nt
Organism: Ostrinia nubilalis (European corn borer)
Lineage: Eukaryota; Metazoa; Arthropoda; Insecta; Lepidoptera; Crambidae
Product: tetratricopeptide repeat protein 28
Exons: 45
Coding region: 325-8103 (2592 amino acids)
Molecular function (GO): protein binding
Source: RefSeq, a predicted model, not a curated record